Molecule: messenger RNA, 1029 nt
Organism: Debaryomyces fabryi
Lineage: Eukaryota; Fungi; Ascomycota; Pichiomycetes; Serinales; Debaryomycetaceae
Exons: 1
Coding region: 1-1029 (342 amino acids)
Cellular component (GO): peroxisomal membrane
Molecular function (GO): FMN transmembrane transporter activity; FAD transmembrane transporter activity; coenzyme A transmembrane transporter activity
Source: RefSeq, a predicted model, not a curated record
AUGGCCGAAAUCGAAGAACUUGCCCAUGCUAUUGCGGGCGCUGGUGGAGGUGCGUUAUCUAUGAUAGUAACGUACCCAUUGGUGACAUUAUCAACGUUAGCUCAAACUACGCAAAAAAAAAAGGAAGAAAAGCAAGUGGAAGAGAAAGAAGUCGAGGCUAAGGAAUACCACUACAGAAUUGUAAAUAAGAUAGUGAAGUCUUCGUCGUACCAAGCAGCUCAGGAGAUCAUUAGGAAAAAUGGAGUUUUAGGGCUCUACUCGGGAUUGGAGAGUGCGUUAUAUGGUAUAACGUUAACGAAUUUCAUCUAUUACUACUUUUACGAGUUGACGUCGAAUGUGUUUUUGAGGGCCAAUGUAGGCAAGAGAAAGGGAGGAGGGUUAUCGACGGUGCAGUCAAUCAUCACGGGUGCUAUCGCCGGGGCUGUGACUUGUGUUGGGUCGAAUCCGUUCUGGGUGGCUAACACCAGAAUGAUGACCGACAAGAACAGGGGCUCGGAUGGAGAAAAGCAGGCCACCCAAUCCACUUUCAAGACAUUCCUCAACAUCAUUGAGAACGAUGGUGUGGGCACCUUGUUCGCAGGUGUGUUACCAGCGUUGGUGUUGGUGAUCAACCCGAUUAUCCAGUACACCAUUUUCGAGCAGAUCAAGAACGUAAUAAUUGCCAAGAACGGUAAGAAGUCUUUCACUGCCGUCAAUGCCUUUUUCAUAGGUGCGUUAGGUAAACUUAUUGCCACAUCGUUGACGUAUCCAUACAUUACAUUGAAGUCGAGAAUGCACGUCAAGAAGAAGAAAUUAUCGAAGGAGGUUUCUGAUGAGGAAGACAUAAAGUUGUCGAUGAUCCAAGAAAUCAAAAAGAUUAUUAAGGAUGAAGGUCUCGAAGGCUUGUACGGCGGUUUGACUGUAAAAUUAAUUCAGUCAAUCAGUACAGCCGCAUUUUUAUUCUACUUUAAGGAAGAAUUGUUGACUGGUUCUGUCAAAUUAGUCCAAAUAUUCAGGUUGUUAAAGAUGAAGAAAAAUACUGGUAAAUAG